Messenger RNA from Aspergillus melleus, 2064 nucleotides. RefSeq names its product putative NADH-ubiquinone oxidoreductase 64 kDa subunit. The record is from RefSeq and is a predicted model, not a curated record. Lineage: Eukaryota; Fungi; Ascomycota; Eurotiomycetes; Eurotiales; Aspergillaceae. The transcript is spliced from 5 exons. Gene Ontology annotation, molecular function: NADH dehydrogenase activity; calcium ion binding. The coding region runs from base 1 to 2064 and encodes 687 amino acids.
AUGAGCGCAGUGUUGCUCCGGAGUCGACCGGAGACCACAGCGCUGAGAAGAGCUGGGCUAUCAAUAGGUCGACUAUAUUCAUCCAAACCAUCCGUUUCCUCUUCCAGACUCUCGGCAGCCCGACUUCUGGCUCGUCGUCACAAUGCGGUGCCUCAAUGUCUCGCGUCGCGCACCUUCAACAGCCACCUCCCCGUCCGACACAACUCAACAACGACAACAGACACACCGACUGAACUUCCCCGAAAGUCGUCUGCCCUCAAUGCCGUCAUCAAAACGUUUACAUACUGUGGAUUUUUCAUUGUCAUGAGCGGUGCUGCGGUGCUGGCAUUCUUUGUCUACGAUGCGACGACAUACCGCGAACGUCCCAGUGCCGAAGACAUCCCGGUCUCCGAGCUGGCGUUGAACCCCCGUCGAGGAGGACCCAAGAACUUGCCUAUCGCCGAGGUGCUGGUCGGGGAUUAUGACACGGAUGAAAUGGCAGAGCAAAAUGAGAAACCGCGCUUGGUCAUCCUGGGUACUGGCUGGGGUAGCAUUGCGCUUCUGAAGCAGCUUCAUCCGGGUGAUUACCACGUCACGGUUGUGUCGCCUACCAACUACUUCCUGUUCACCCCUAUGCUACCAUCUGCGACCGUUGGUACUCUGGGACUGAGGUCGCUUGUCGAGCCUGUCCGACGUAUCAUCCAACGGGUCCGCGGCCACUUCUUGAAGGGAGAGGCAGUGGACGUGGAUUUCUCGGAGAAACUGGUGGAGGUGUCUCGGGAGGAUGUUAAUGGAGAGAAGAAGAGCUUUUACCUGCCUUACGACAAGCUGGUUAUUGGUGUUGGAUGCAUCACAAACCCCCAUGGCGUAAAGGGUCUCGAAAAUUGCCAUUUCUUGAAGACUAUCGAUGAUGCUCGCAAGAUCAAGAACCAGGUUUUGGAGAACAUGGAGAUGGCUUGCCUGCCCACGACCACGGACGAGGAGCGUAGACGUCUGCUAUCCUUCGUUGUCUGUGGCGGAGGCCCGACGGGCGUGGAAUUCGCAGCCGAGUUGUACGACCUGCUCAACGAAGAUCUGCUUCACUCUUUCCCGAGGAUCCUGAGGAAUGAAAUCUCCGUCCAUAUUAUUCAGAGCCGAACCCAUAUCCUUAACACUUACGAUGAAGCACUCUCUAAAUUUGCCGAAGCCCGUUUCGCCCGAGACUCUGUCGAUGUCUUGACGAAUUCUCGCGUCAAGGAAGUCCGCGACGACAAGGUUGUCUUCUCCCAAGUGGAGGAUGGAAAGACGGUUACGAAGGAGAUUCCCAUGGGCUUUUGCUUGUGGUCUACCGGUGUCUCUCGGGCUGAACUGUGUCAGAAGCUUUCCGACAAGCUGGACUCGCAAAAUAACAAACACGCCCUAGAGACGGACUCCCAUCUCCGCCUCAUCGGAGCUCCUCUAGGUGAUGUCUAUGCCGUUGGUGAUUGCUCUACUGUUCAGAAUAACAUUGCAAACCAUAUCGUGUCUUUCCUCCGCACUAUCGCGUGGGAGAGAGGCAAGGACCCCGAAAAGCUGCACCUCACUUUCCGGGAAUGGCAAGACGUUGCCACCAGAGUGAAGAAGCGCUUCCCUCAGGCCUCCAACCACCUUCGACGCCUCGACAAGUUGUUCGAGCAAUAUGACAAAGACCACUCCGGCACCCUCGAUUUCGGCGAGCUCUCCGAACUCCUCCACCAGAUCGACACCAAGCUGACCUCUCUGCCUGCCACCGCCCAGCGUGCCAACCAGCAAGGCGAAUAUCUGGGUCGCAAGCUGGCCAAGAUGGCCGCCGCUCUUCCCGGCAUGAGGAUCAACGAGAUCGACCACGGCGAUCUGGACGAGGCCGUGUACAAGGCCUUCCGGUACCGCCACCUGGGAAGCUUGGCGUACAUCAGUAACGCCGCCGUGUUUGAUUUCGGCGGUCUCAACUUCAGCGGUGGCGUCCUGGCCAUGUAUCUCUGGCGUAGCGUGUACUUCGCUCAGAGUGUCAGUCUCCGCACGCGUGUGAUGCUUGCUAUGGACUGGGCCAAGCGCGCGCUUUUCGGAAGAGACCUCAUGAGCUUCUAA